Messenger RNA from Colletotrichum godetiae, 1109 nucleotides. RefSeq lists its product as uncharacterized. The record is from RefSeq and is a predicted model, not a curated record. The transcript has 3 exons. NCBI's taxonomy places the organism in Eukaryota, Fungi, Ascomycota, Sordariomycetes, Glomerellales, Glomerellaceae. Gene Ontology annotation, cellular component: extracellular region. Bases 141 to 1109 code for a protein of 322 amino acids.
CCGUCCCACGAUAUUUUCCGGCAUACCCGAACUGAAGAUCCUAAAGCAGAUGAUUACCUAUCACGGAUUUCGGCCAUUACCAUCUUAGCAAGUUUACCCCAUUCGUUUACUUUCCGACCUAUCUCAAACCGCCUAUCAAGAUGAAGCUCGCUAUUCUUCUAUCAUUCCUUCUUUGCCUCGCCGUGGCUAGUGCUCAGAUGGCCAUGCCGAUAACAGAGGCAAAGGGCCGUGGCGGCAGGGACAAAGACAAAGGAAAGGGAGGCAAGGGUGAUAAAGAGCCCGUCAGAGGAGGAGCCGCUGCCCUUCAGAACCGUAUCACUGAUCUUCGAAAGAGGGUUGCCGAAGCCAAUGAAACAGUUGUGCCCUUCGAGGGAGGCACACUCAAAGGCUUGGUGGGGCUGCUGAAAGUAAACGAGGCAAUUGUCACCCUUGGAAGUACCAUCGAUGUCAGCACAAAGGCCGCAGAGGCCACCAACGCCCUGCCGGCAAACGAAUCGACUCAGAUCGGCACCCAGUUCCUCGGCCUUCAGCCGGAGAUCAAUAACUUGUUGACUGAGGUUCAAGGCAAGCGCCCAGAAUUCGACAAGGCUGGCUUCCGGAUCUUAGAUGUGAGGAGUCUCAUUCGUGACUCUGUCGUCAUCCAAAAGGACAAGGCCGGUGACUUGGGUGGUGCCUUUACCAAAGCUCUCGACCCGACAUUCCAACCUAUUGCUACACAGAUCAGCGACCAGAUUCAGGGUAACUUCACCGCCGCCAUCGACGAGUACGAUGGCCGCGCUGGGAAGAUCAAGAUCCCAUCCAAGGCCGUUCCCGUGCUCACGGAUCUUCUUGCUGGCGUGGCUAGAGCCCUGGGCGUUGGCGGCAGAAACAAAGCUCUUGCGGGACCUGUCACCGAAGCUGAAGCUGCAUCUAUUCCGGUCACCAAUUAUGCCAGUGCGGAAUCUGCCUUUGCGGAUAUCGGCGCCGCUGAUACACCCGAAGCGAACAUCGCCGCCCAGGAAGCCCUAAGGGGAGGCGAUGACUUUUCCAGACUUGGCCCAGAUGAGAACGACCUACGUGGCAUUCCGCCAUUGGUUCUUGCCGUCCUACGCAGAUACGAGAUUAUCUAA